GCCCCAGACAAAAUGACAGUGACAGCUGCCUUGUGGUAUUCAGCUUGAAUGGAGCAGGUUUGCUCAGAAGUGUUGGUAGCAAGUGUGUCAUUACAGCAUGUAGCACCAAGGAAAACAUCUUAGAGCCCCAUCCUGGAAAAGCGAGACUCCUCUCGGCAGCUGCACAGGCUCGUUGAGAGGAAAGGUGCUCUUCAAAGUCUUUGCACAUCUUCUUGGCUUGAUCUUGUUUUCUGAAUCUUCUGAAAGCUGAAACCUUUUGCCAGGUGUUAGCUGUAGACAGCAACGGCACAAAACAUUGGUCGGCAGGCGCAGCAAAGCUGGAGGUUUUAUGGGUGGCGAGAACUCCAAGGGCCAAGGGAAGAAAAGCAUGAUGCUGCUGAAGAGAAGUCAGAAGUUACCUCUGUGGGAAGAAGCUCUUCUCGCUGGGAAGGACCCAAGAGCACUCUUAAAGCGUGGGCUACAGUAUGUCAGCUUGAGCCUCAUCAUGAAGGGGAUGACAAGGACUCCUGACUUUUUAUGGGGAUUGCCACAGGUCCAGAAACUGAACCUUUCCCACAACCAGCUGGUUGUCCUUCCUCCGGCUUUGGGGAAACUUGACAGACUGGUGGUGCUGAACCUAUGUGGAAAUCGCAUGAGAUCUCUGCCUAAAGAGAUUGGGCUGCUCAGGAACCUGAAGGUUUUAUUUGUCAAUAUGAAUUGCUUGACUGAAGUACCAACAGAAAUUGGACACUGCAAGAAGCUGGAAGUUUUGAGCCUCUCCCACAACUGUAUCUCCCAUCUCCCAUCAAGCAUCACAGAACUGAUAAACCUAAGAAAGCUGAAUCUCAGCAACAAUCGGUUUGUUUACAUUCCCCUAAGUGUUUUUGCAUUGAGGAAUUUAGACUUUUUACAUGUAGGCUGCAACAAACUCGAAAACAUUGGAGAGAGUAUCCAAUUUCUAGUCAACUUGCAGAUCUUCAUUGCCGACAGUAACAAGCUUCGUUCUUUGCCAAGGUCUAUCUGCUCCGUCGCUGCCCUUGAACUGCUAAACGUCGAUUACAAUUCUAUUCAAACUCUCCCAGAUGAACUCUAUUUGCUGCAUCGGUUGCCAAAAAUUGCUUGGAAUCCAAUGGAUAAGGGACUCCAUAUUUCACACAACCCUUUGUCCAAACCACUGCCACAGAUUAUAGAUGGAGGAUUGGAUGCACUCUUUGGCUAUCUCAGAGAUAAGAAUCAGAACCCGUGAGCUCACACUUCAUUUGGGACAGAUCCGGUGGCCAAGCCAC
Elgaria multicarinata webbii is the source of this 1265-nucleotide messenger RNA. It is a transcript of the gene LRRC30, whose product is annotated as leucine rich repeat containing 30. Gene Ontology annotation, molecular function: protein binding. The record is from RefSeq and is a predicted model, not a curated record. The transcript has a single exon. Bases 329 to 1225 code for a protein of 298 amino acids. NCBI's taxonomy places the organism in Eukaryota, Metazoa, Chordata, Lepidosauria, Squamata, Anguidae.